GGGCCAGAGUGAAAGCGGCGACCUCUGACUGCAGGCUUGCAGUGGCUGGCCCACAGGCGAUCCACAGAGUGGCCAGACUGGCUUUGGGAUUUAUUUUAGAGGCAGAGCUGACAGGACCGGCCCAGGCUCUGGCUGUGGGAAGCGAGACUGAAAGAGGAAGCAGGAUCCAAGCUGCAGGCUUGAGCGAGGUCUCUCUCUCUCCCUCUCUCAUUGCUCUUUUCCCUUUCUCCCUCCCCUUUCCCCGCGUUGCUUCCUUCUUGCCAGGACAGAACCUGGAAGGCUCCCAUCCCCUGCCUCACUCCUGCUUGGGUCUCAAUUCAGGAUUCACCAUCUCCAGAAACCUUUCCUGAGGUCCCCACACUGAGGCAAAGACACGCCCACGUGAUGCAGGACCCUGUCCCCUCCCGGCAUCCAUUUGUACAUGAUUGGUCAAGACUUCCAUCAUAGGGGCUCCGCCAUGUGGGGCAGCUUUGUGUCCCGGCCUUGUGGCCAACUAGCUACGUGAACUCCAACUGACACGAAGGAAGUCGCAGUUCCCACAUCUGUGAAGCGCAGAUAAGAAAACUAACUCAUAGAAAAAUUUGCAUGAGAGGACAUAUGCAAAAUGCUGAGCGCAGUACUAGUGCAGAGCAAACUAGAUGAACGUCAGCCAUUCUUGUAUCACCGUUGCUGCAUUACGUUGCCAACCUUCAUUUAAGCAGGGUUUCUGCACAGUAUCUGAAACCAAACUACAACAGGAAAUACCUGAAUAAUUCAGGCCUGGAAAAGAAAGUCAACUCCUCGGUAACACAGUCAAAAUGGAUAGAGUGACUUGGUAGCCAAUUCAGAUAAACGCGCACAUGAGGGUCACAGUUCCUGUGAUAGUAAGUCUCCAUUUCCUUCGCCUAAUCUGGGCUUUGAUUUUCGUGUCCAAAGAUACCACUUCCCCCGAGGAGGUGGACCCACAGCAUUAGUUUUCUGUGCGAUCUCACCUGGGCAGGUGCAUGUAAGACAGAGCGGAACAAGCAGAUCAGAGGGGUUCGAGGGGCUGAGGGCGUGACCCUCUGAAUCAGUCUUACUUCCUUUUCUCACAAGACGGCUUGGCAUGGUCCACCACAUCCGCGCGGCAAGAGCCGCUCGCAAUAACCCAGCUUUCGCCCCACACUGCUGUCGCUUCGGUGGACACAUUAGCAACAGAUGCUUUUGGAUCCCAGGGGCCGAGCUUUGCCAAGGUGGUUAGAGGUCAUCUGGAAAGCCUUUCGCCUGGAAUCGCUGAUUCAGGAGGCCGGCUGGGCCUUCCCGUGGCGCUUAGGAAACCCGCGCCCUCUCCAGGUGCACAGGAAGCGCUAGGGGAGGACGCAGGUGCACAGGAGAGGGGGGUGGAGAAGGCGCCCGGUGAUGAACGCAAAGAUCGAACCUGCAGACCCGGCGCAAAGUAGAAACUGAAAGUACUUGGCCGCGGAUCCUACGGAAGUUAUGGGAAAGGCAAAGCGCUGAGCCGGGCCGUGGUGUGUGCCGCCCCCCCCUGGGAUGGAUGAAGCAGCAGGCGCGGCGUGGGUGAGAGGAACCAGCGGCGAAGGCGGCCCGCCCGCACCGACUCCCGGCACCUCCGCGAAGACCAGGGUCCUGGGAGUGACCAUGGGCGGUGAGAGCCUGCUCCUGCUGCAGCUGCGGUCAUCAUGACCACGCCCGCGUCCCGCAGACCAUGUUCCAUGUUUCUUUUAGGUAUAUCUUUGGAAUUCCUCCCCUGAUCCUUGUUCUGUUGCCGGUAGCAUCACCUGAUUGUGAGGUUGAAGGUAAAAAUGGUGAAGAGUAUCGGAACGUUCUGCUGGUCAGCCUUGAUAAGUCGAUGAACACGACAGAAAAUAAUAGCAAUUGCCCGAAUAAUGAACCUAACUUUUUUAAAAAGCAUUCAUGUGAUGAUGAUAAGGAAGCUAUGUUUUUAAAAACUGCUGCUCGCAAGUUGAAGUAUUUUCUUAACACGAAUAUCAGUGCGGAGUUGAAGCACCACGUAUCAAUACUUUCACAGGGCACAUUACAGCUGUUGAACUGCACCAGAAAGGACAAAGGAAAAAAGCAACCUUCCCUGGGUGAAGCCCAACCCACCAAGAAUUUGGAAGAGAAAAAAUCUUUAAAGGAACAGAGAAAACAGGAAGACAUGUGUUUCCUACGGAUACUACUAGAAAAGAUAAAAACUUGUUGGAAUAAAAUUUUGAGUGGCACUAAAGAACAUUGAAAAAUAUGGAGUGACAAUAUAAAAACAUGUGAACUUUAGCUGUAUCCUUCAAGAAUCUAUCUGCUCACACAGUUUUUUGGGGGUGGGAUGCCUCCUAGAAGUUACUGAAUGUAUCCUGGUAAAAAUGGAUUAGAGCAAUUGAGAACAUACUGCGGUACUAGAAGAUGGACAUAAACAGUGGAAGCCCGGAUGCUGCCAUCAAAGAACUGCUUCAUAUGUAUUGCGGACAUGUACCAGCUGGCAUUCAUUUGUAGACAGUCCAUGUAACAUAUUAGUUGCAGCAAUACUUUAUAAACCUGUUAAAAUUUUUCAGAAGAAGACAUAUAAAAUCUGUGAAGUAUAUAAAGGUUACAAGGAUUAAAAAUUAACAUUGCUUUAUUAUCAAAAUAAUUUUAUGGCUCCCUAUACGUCAGUCUACUGCAAUGAGAGUGGAAAUUGUCAUCUUCUGUGCUGGAAAUGUUUCACAGUUAACAGUGAGAUACGGAUAGUGCCCAGGAGAACAAGAGACACAUAUUGUAAAGCAACGCCAUAAAGGAAUUCAAGAUUCUUAAGAGAGGUACUGAGAUAAAAUUAAACAUGAAUGUAUAUAACACAGUACCUCCAAUAAAUGGCAUAGCAAAUGUUUUAAAACAAAAAUAAAGAAUCAUUUCAUGGAAUAGCAAGUCACCUGUUCUAAGGAUGCUAAACCGUAGUACUGAGUUUCUUCUGUCAUUUAUGUGUAAUAAAACUUGUCUAAAUGAGUUUGCAAUUUGGGAAGUAUAUUUUUGAAAGAAUAAUAUAUGUUGGACUUUUAAUUAAUGGAAUAUGUAUAUUUAAUUUUGACACUAUAUCUGUAUAUAAAAAUAUUUUCAUACAGUAUUACAAACAAAUUGCUUACUUUGGAUAACCUUUCUCCUUUGAUAAUAAAUGACCUAUGUAUUAACA
This is a messenger RNA of Hipposideros armiger (great roundleaf bat), 3139 nucleotides long. RefSeq names its product interleukin 7 (gene IL7). NCBI's taxonomy places the organism in Eukaryota, Metazoa, Chordata, Mammalia, Chiroptera, Hipposideridae. The record is from RefSeq and is a predicted model, not a curated record. Gene Ontology annotation, cellular component: extracellular region. Gene Ontology annotation, molecular function: interleukin-7 receptor binding; growth factor activity. The transcript is spliced from 6 exons. Bases 1685 to 2215 code for a protein of 176 amino acids. Gene Ontology annotation, biological process: immune response.